This is a messenger RNA of Pomacea canaliculata, 930 nucleotides long. RefSeq lists its product as uncharacterized. The record is from RefSeq and is a predicted model, not a curated record. The transcript is spliced from 4 exons. NCBI's taxonomy places the organism in Eukaryota, Metazoa, Mollusca, Gastropoda, Architaenioglossa, Ampullariidae. The coding region runs from base 284 to 673 and encodes 129 amino acids. Gene Ontology annotation, molecular function: metalloendopeptidase inhibitor activity.
GAAUGCUUGGCUAUAUAACCGCCAGGACAGUUUUGGUAUUCAAUGUGGACCUGCACCUUCAUCCUCCUGGUUCGGUCUUAAAUUUGUCGGCGAGAAGUUUUAGUGAGCAGCCGCCAAGCUCGGUUCUUUAUUAGAAGUCCUUUGGUAUUUGUACUGCCUGCACGGACAAACAAGAUGGAGAGAAUGGUUUUCUCUGCAAUCAUUCUGUGUGCCUCUGUGACGAUGGGCUUUGCGUGCACCUGUAUACUGGAGAAUUCUGGCCGACAACUUUUGCAGGAAAGACAUGAUCAUCCGAGGAACAGCCAUUGCCGAGUACAAGGAGAGAGAUCCUUCUACAGCUAUUGGCGACUCAUGGAUGCUCGACCAGACUGCUAUGUGGGUCUACACAGUAAUGAUAGACGAAGUCUUCUGGGCCAAAGAAGAAUUCAAAGGAAUGGAGAACAUCACAGUCAUCACAUCUGUCGCCGACAAUCUGUGUGGCACGCGGUUUGAGCUCGAUGUCCCCUACAUUUUCUGUGUCUUUGCUAACAACGGGACAUUCACAACGGGAUUGUGUGAGCCAAACAUGUCGUGGGACCACACAGAAGAAGGAGACAAGGAAUUCAUCUCGAGCCUCAUUCCACGUUACUGCACGCGACAGAAAGUUAAGAACGCGAGGAAGACGGCGCCAUGAUGUGACGUCAUGGGGGACGACGAGCGCGAGCUCUGGACGCUCCGUUAUCCGCCUCGUCAGUGUUUACUCCACUGUUGAUGCUUCCUAAAACUGUUUUGUGUGGAAACUUUUGCUUUGCUGUAAAGACAUGCUUUUUGUUUGUACAAACGCACGUGCUUCGCUUAAAAAGUACGUUAAAGAAAAGAAACUGUGCAAAUGAUUCGAUGUAAUUUAUUAUAUUCUUCUAAAAUACAUAAUAAAUAUACAUAAUACACAAU